Amoebophrya sp. A120 is the source of this 3616-nucleotide messenger RNA. The record is from the annotation of a GenBank genome assembly. NCBI's taxonomy places the organism in Eukaryota, Dinophyceae, Syndiniales, Amoebophryaceae.
AUAGGACUAGUUGGUAGGUGUGCAACGACCCGGCACAUAUUUGUUAACCGCAACGCUGCGUUGUAGGUGUGGGCGUGGUGCAGCAUCAGCAAACAAUACGCAUCAACAAGGAAGAAAUGGAUUCUCUUCUCUGGUCCGGAUCGCCGAUAGUUCCGGGGAACCACAGGGCCAAGGACACGCUGCUUGGUGGCGAGCCCUUUUCCUUCAAGGACAUCUUUUCGAUCUUCUCGCCCAAGCCUAAGACUGCACCACCGGCCACCGCAUUGUUGAACAACGCAGAGCCACAGCAUGUGGUUCCGAAGCAGGUAGUUUGUUUCAGUGUGUCAUGGGAGUUUCAUCUUUCGGUUUGGGUGGUGUCUUCAUCUUUCUCAGGGUGGUGGAUUUGAUAACGCUACAUCGAGUGGGGUAACAGCGAUAGCGAACACAGACAGACAAUGGACGGUUAGUACGCAAAGUAAGAUCUUUUUAUCAGGCCGCCAAGAUAUGCACUUGUCUUUCAGGUUUCGCAAGCGGGGAUGGGGAUCGGCGGAAACCGUGGUUCUCCUGCAGGAAUGAUCGAUCUCCUUGAUCCCAAGCGAAUACGACAGGGAAAUAAAUGGCGACACUGGGCCGCAGGAGUAUUGAACGCAGUGACGAGCUUCUAUUGAUAUUGUCAUGUAAGCGAUGGACACAAAAAAUAAAAAAAUGCAUUCUCCUAAACUUUUUGAUUUUUUUACUUGCAUUUUUGCAUGAGCACGAUAUUUGUUCGCUCUUUGCUGCGGCGCAAGGUUGCUCGUUUUCCUCUCUACAACAUCUCAACUCGACGAUUCCGCUCCCGGGACAGAGCGCAGCUGGCUCAUCAGCUGAUGAUGGAUUGGGAGAUAUCUGGGAAGCGCUCGGUAUAAUUGUUCUCCCGGCCGCAGAUUGUUGAUUCAUGUUUUUGAGUGCAAGUGAUUCUCGUUUUGCUUUCGCAAACGCAAGCUAAUCCCGAAAAUUGGCGAGCACCAUAAAGAAAAAGUUAGACUGCAAUCCAUCGAAACGAGAUGAUCAUUGUGAUCUUGAGCGAAAUUAUUUCCUUUUCGACACUUUCUCUUUCCGAUUUCGAUCUACGCUUGUUCCAACAGGCUCCCCGCUGAAAGGCACGUCGCUCGCGGACCUCCCCGGCGAAGAUAUUGUCCUCAAGGACGGCACGCACGCGCACUACAUCGAUCUCGACUCCCUGCUGAAACCCGGCGGUGCCGGUGCCGCCGGCGCGAACGGGGGCGCGCGGUGGAAAACGUCCCCGAACUCGGGCGAGCCGGUGCUGGACCUGAAUAGCAUUUUCCCGAUGCUGGGCGGCAACGGCAAGUCGAUCAGCAAGAGCGUUUCGAAGGUGAUGGUGCGAGACGCCAACGGCCUCAUGAAAGCGCACACGACCGUAUCCACAGUAAAUUUCCUGUACACGUACAAAUGCUGUCUCUGCAUGACAAAAUUUGCCUUCAAUCCUAGUGUAGCAUGACAAGUUGUACACUGCAAGUUAGCAAAAUUUGUCAUGCAUUUUGUACAUGUACAGGAAAUUUACAUUGCAUAGACCGAGAAGUGGUCGCAGCCCAUCGGGAAUGGGGACGAGUCGGUGCAGGCCACGGUGGACUACGACGAACCCGACAAACCCGGCGACGCGGGCUUCAUGCACAUGAAGUUGGAACGCGUCAAGACGGCAAAGCUGUUGCAACGACAAGGCCGUGGUGCCGGGACGCGGGGGAACAACUUCGAGCGGCUCGAUCCGCUGUGGGACCUGUUCCCCGAAAAGAAGCCGCCCAGCUACAACAACGGCCGGAACACAGUGUUGCCGCCGCCAGAACAACCGCCGACGUUGACGGGAGAGGGCAAGAACGGGGCUGUGGGUCAGGUACUUACUACAUUUUUUAGAUAGGUACAUAUUGUAGCAGGGCUCUAGUAGAUGUAGAGUUUCGCAGUGCGCAGAGAUCUUGAUCUUGUGAACGUGCAUCCGCGUUGCUCUUGUCGAGUCAAAGGAAAAAAACUACCGUACUAGGACGCAGGAAUUGAGAAAACAAAAUGAGGCGAUUCAAACCUUUUAGCUGCAUUCCAACAAAAACGCAUUUAGCCCACUGCACCGGCCACGGAAGUAGACCAGAGUGCCAACUCCUUUCCGCCCAUGUUGGUGCUGCUCGGAACGGCUGUUGCUGUCGGCGCCCAGGUGUUCCUUCUCGGGCACGUCUUUGUGAAUUACUUCAAGCGCCGGGCGGCUCGGGAACCGAUCACGACCGUGGUCGGAGAGCGUCGCAGCGCCAUGGAGGAGCAAUUUUCGCAGGCCGCAGCCAGCACUAACAACGGAGGCCCUGCUGCUUCGGAUCCGAGAGACAGUGGCAGCAGCUCUGAUCCGGAGCGAAGACCGUCGAGUGAAGAAAGUCCAGCAACGAGGACGGUGAUGCAGAACCAGAAUGAAGGUAGCACCGCCGCGACGACCCCGGCCAACGAGUGGCAACAUAACGCCAGCAGCGAGGCAAGUUGCAAGAGCACUGCGGCGGACGGCUCUUCGUCUUUUUCGGGUAGUAGAACGAACGCAACAACUUCUUCCGAGGAAGCAAGCGCGAGCAGCGCAACAACAACAAGCAGUGGCGCAACUUCUACAACCGGUUCUCUUUCUCGUACGGACGACUCGACGGCAAGAUCCUUCCGUGACGAGGAGGUGAAUUCUCGCCGGGAGCGGUUUUUGGCCCGCGUAGAAGAACAGUCCGGAAGUUCCUCCUCGGCAUCUGGUAGUAGCGGUCGUGCCUCUACAACUGCGACUGCCACCGGCUCUGCGAAAAGUACUGCUGCGUUUUCCGGGGAGGCCUUUCGCUUGAACUCGGGGGAAUAGGUCACAGUCUUCAGCGGGCGCUUAGGUUAAAAUACUUAGAAAUAUCUUACUACUUUGAACAAAAAAAGAAUCAGAAGCAAUGUUUGGUGGAGACUGAAUCACUCUAUUGUUUGAGCCUUGAGUCAAGGCUCUAAUAUGCGUUGCAUUGUACAAGUUGUCUACAGUAAACCUGGCGUGAUCGUUUCUCAAAGCGCGAGCUUCCUAUUGCUUCACUUAUUUUGCGACUCUUCCUUUAUUUUUCUACUUCUGCCACCAGUGCUAGCUCCUCUUCUUCUUCCAAGAAAUUCACAAUAUGAUCUAGAGAGGUUCUUACUGCGGCGGUAAUGGCCAUGAUUCCCUGCUCGGGCCAGUUGCGUAAUCGAACUUUUUUUGAUUACGACAAAUAUGACGAUACUCGGUAAGUCUAAGUGAUGAACUCUUAUGGUUGACUGAAAAUUUCUCGGAGAGUCCGCUAGUCAACGGCUCGUAUAAAAAUUGUAAACGAACAAUACCCAUUUCUCCCUUACAGGUUCUUUCUGUUUCAGUUUCUGACUUAGCAGAACUUUGUUGAGAUGACUAAACUUGAACUCGAUUUUGAAAUUCGUACACCAGAACUUCAGCUUACUGGUGUAUGCCACCGACCUGCGAGUUUUGCUGCCGAUCGCGAGGCAAUAUAUUGUACCAGUGUCGCAGAAAACAUGACGACGUCGAGUGUACAACCUUGACAUUAAAGUUUCAGAGGUACACGCAGACCCGGGAGCUUUUUUUUGCAAUUAUAAAUAUUAUAGAACAAAUUAU